This is a messenger RNA of Dendronephthya gigantea, 2203 nucleotides long. RefSeq lists its product as uncharacterized. The record is from RefSeq and is a predicted model, not a curated record. Bases 905 to 2203 code for a protein of 432 amino acids. The transcript has a single exon. NCBI's taxonomy places the organism in Eukaryota, Metazoa, Cnidaria, Anthozoa, Malacalcyonacea, Nephtheidae.
AAUUCUCGGGCUGGCUACGCCACUGUGUAUCAUGUAGUAGAGGAGUGGAAGGCAAGUUGUUAGAGUUGGUUGUAGUUUUUAUUUCACAUUUUGCAUGAAAUAUGUUAUGCAAUGUCUAUGGAUUUUUUAUUAUCUGCGCGCAUUAAUGCAAAACAAAUGCGGAGAAAACAAAGAAAAAUUCCGCUCCCCGCGGAGAAUUCCGCCUAGCGGAAAACAGGCUUAAACUUACUGCCGCAACUGCAAUCAUUUCUAUGGAUCUGUCUACUAAAGCAAAAAGAGGUCAACAAAUGUUCGAGUUAAAUUUCCCGAGUUGAUCCAUUUUCAAAAGCCCCGAGCGGGCUAAAAACACGAUCUUUUUUGUGUUACUCGACUAUUUGCUAUCAUAGCGCUAAUUUCAUAAGCAAAAAUAGCAACAUAACGAUGCGUUUUUUAAAAAAAUAUAACCACCUUGCUCUCUGUUAGCGAAUCCAUACUCCAUGCGGCACCUUGUGAAACGGUGUCAGUGAAGGGGAAUUGAGAACCUCUUUCCUAAACAUAGCGAUUAAAGGCCCGGAUAAAAUCGUCAGGCUGGGGACUCUAACAAUAGAAUUCCUAACUAAUGUAAUCUAAUGUAUAAUCUCUAAAUUUCAAUGGCCAGCAUAAUUAUGCCAUUGCAUUGACGUUGAAUGCCUUUAGAAGAUAAUGAAUUGUUAUUCAUAUUUAAAUUUUGGUAUUUGGCAUACCAGUUGAUAUUCCUAUGUUUACAACUAUUUUAAUAUGCAUACAUCUGAACUGAAGAAAGCCUUGCGUGACAUAAGGAUAUUUCAGAUUCCUAGCGUUGCAUAAAAUAGUGUGAGGUCCCCGUUUGGGUUGCAAGUUCUGCACGGAAGUAUUUGCAUCUGAAUCACUACAUUGAAAUAAAAAAAUGUUGCGCAGUUGUUUUCAACGUAAAGUGCUUUUAGCUUCGAGAUAUCUUCAAAUUCUUCGUGCCCAUAGUUAUGCGAAACAGCUUGAAAGCAAAAUAACGGAUUUACCAAACAACGUCUACAAGCAACGUGUUAUAAGCAGGCGUCCUCUUGACGGCCUCGAGUCCCUUUUUCACGAAUGCCAUAAAGCCGGGAUUGGUUUCUCGUAUCUCUUUUUAACUGAGGUAAGAUCGAAAGUUCCAAUUGAAGAAGAAUCUUUGCGUGAAGCCCUAACCAUGGUAUCCUACCAGCAACCUUUGCUACGAGCAACAAUAACUGAAACCGCAGGCGUGAAAUAUUUCGAAAGCGAGGAAGGACGCGUUAGUUUUGGCUUCUCGACCCUGGAUAAAGACAUCAACGACACGGAAGCAAUCACAGAGGAAAUAUUCGCGAAUACGAAGUUCGACCGUGAUGAUGGACCACUCUGGAAAGCCAUGUUGAUUCCCGCAAAUUUUCAUCCAAGUUCCGAAACGUACACGGGAGGAGUGGCAUUAGCGAUAUCGCACGCUAUUGCUAAUGGGCGAAGUCUUGUCGCGGUUUUAAGGCAAACUCUUGGCUAUCUUGAAAACAUCGCUAAAGGAACCGCACCGAAUGUAGAAGAUAUCCCGAGUUUACCACUGUACCCGAGCUCUGCGUCGCUUCUAUCACACAAACUUAAGAAUCUCUCUACACCAAGCCGGAUUAUAUCUUCGCGGGACUACAUUAACCCAGUACUAAACCAGUUUCCUACGAUUGAAGAUGAUCCACUGAAAUCAGAACCAAGAACGAAAGUCCUUAUCCGUACCAUACCAGCCGACGAGCUAGUCUCCCUCCUUCAACAAUGUGGAAACAACAACUGCAGUAUAACCGGGGCCAUCCUAGCUGCCUGUCAUUAUUCGUUUAGCGGUCUUCUCAAGACCACUGAAUUCUCCACUAAUGCAACAAAUGAUAUCACAUGUCUCACGUCCGUUGGCGAAAAUCAUCAGCCUACGCUCCCAAACGACUAUGUUGCAAGCCACUAUGGUGCACUGACCUACGACAUCGAGCUGCCCACGUCAAAUACAGACUUCUGGAAACUCGCUCGCUCGUUAACGCAAGAUAUCCGCCACGAUAUUGGCCGCGAUAAGCACUUGAAAUUUCUAUCGAAAGUCGAAACCGACAGCCAAAUGUUUAUAAAAAACGUUCUACAUGAAGGCAGUCUUAAACUAGCGUCUCGAAAGAAGUCGUCUCUUACCCUAUCGAAUGUUGGGUCUGUCUUGACGAAAAACAGCCCUGCAUGA